AGACUAUAAGAAGUCUGGGUUGGGCAGAAGGCAGAAAACCAGCAGUUGCAGAGGAGAUGGCCAGCUGCUUCAAAGUCAUCUGGAACCAGAGAUUCCAGCAAGUCAUCAUUGGAGCUACCCAACUCCUUUGCUUCAGUGUCCUGAUCUCUGAACUAACAAAUCAGAAAGAAGUGGAAGCGUGGACUUAUCAUUACAGUACAAAAGCAUACUCAUGGAAUUUUUCCAGGCUAUUCUGCAAGAAGGAAUACACAGAUUUAGUGGCCAUCCAGAAUAAAAAUGAAAUAGCCUACCUCAAUGACGUCAUCCCCUACUACAGCUCUUAUUACUGGAUUGGGAUCCGAAAGAUCAAUAAUAAGUGGACCUGGGUGGGAACCAAUAAGACUCUCACCCCAGAGGCGGAGAACUGGGCCGACAAUGAGCCCAACAACAAGAAAAACAACCAAGACUGCGUGGAGAUCUACAUUAAGAGUGAGUCAGCCCCCGGCAAGUGGAAUGAUGAGCCCUGCUGGAAAAGAAAGCUGGCACUGUGCUACAAAGCCUCCUGCCAGGACACAUCCUGCAGCAACCAAGGGGAGUGCAUCGAGACCAUCGGGAACCACACCUGCUCCUGCUACCCUGGCUUCUACGGGCCAGAAUGUGAAUAUGUCAGAGAGUGUGGAGAAUUUGACCUCCCACCACACGUCCUUGUGAACUGCAGCCACCCCCUGGGAAGCUUCUCUUUCAACUCAUGGUGCAGUUUCCACUGCCCGGAAGGGUACCAACGGAACGGGCCCAGCGAGCUGGGCUGCUUGGCUUCUGGACUCUGGACGAAUAAGCCUCCGCAGUGUGUAGCUGUGCAGUGCUCUCCCCUCAAGACUCCUGAACAAGGAAGCAUGACCUGUCUUCACUCUGCAGAAGCAUUUCAGUACCAGUCCAGCUGUAGCUUCAAUUGUAAAGAAGGAUUUGCAUUAGUCGGGCCAGAGAUGGUGCAAUGCACAGCCUCAGGGGUGUGGACAGCCCAAGCGCCAGUGUGCAAAGCUGUGCAGUGUCAGCCCCUGGAAGCUCCCAGACAAGGAACCAUGGACUGUGUUCACCCAUUGGCUGCCUUUGCAUAUGGCUCCAGCUGUAAAUUUCAGUGCCAGCCUGGCUACUGGGUGAGCGGUUCAGACACAGUCCACUGCAUCGGCUCUGGCCAGUGGACUGCGCCCCUGCCAGCCUGUGAGGCAGUUUCGUGUGAGCCCCUGGGGAGGCCCGUGCACGGAAGCAUGGAUUGCUCACCAUCCUCGGGAGAAUCCCGGCACAACACCCGCUGCAGCUUCCACUGUGCUGAGGGUUUCGCGCUGAGGGGAGCUGACGUGGUGCAGUGCUCUGACUCGGGACAGUGGACAGCGCCAGCCCCCGUUUGUCAAGCUUUGCAGUGCCAAGAUCUUCCGGUUCCAAGCAAGGCUCAGAUGAACUGCUCCCAUCCCUUCGGUGCCUUUCGGUACCAGUCAGCCUGCGGCUUCACCUGUGACGAAGGCUGGCACCUGGUGGGUGAAAGUGUGCUACAGUGCUUGGCUUCUGGAACCUGGAGUGCUGUUCCUCCAGAAUGCCAAGCCAUCAGCUGCCCAUUGUUGCUAAGUCCUCAGAAUGGGACAGUGACCUGUGUCCAACCUCUUGGAGCUUCCAGUUAUAAAUCUACAUGCCAAUUCACCUGUGAUGAGGGAUUUUCUUUAUCUGGACCACAAAGACUGGAUUGUACUCCAUCUGGACACUGGACAGCCUUGGCACCGAAAUGUGAAGCUAUCAAGUGCCCAGAACUCUUUGCCCCAGAGCAGGGCAGCCUGAAUUGUUCUGACACACAAGGAGAAUUCGAAGUUGGCUCCACCUGCCAUUUCUCUUGUAACAAGGGCUUUAAGCUGGAAGGUUAUAACAAUCUGGAAUGCACUACUUCUGGAAGAUGGUCAGCACCUCUGCCAACCUGCAAAGGUGUAGCAUCAGUUCCCGCUCGGGAGGUUCAAUGCCCAGCCCUCAUCAGUCCCGAGCAGGGAACCAUGUCCUGCAGGCAUCAUCUGCAAACCUUUGGUUUGAAUAGCACCUGUCACUUUGGAUGCAAAGCUGGCUUCACCCUGGUGGGAGACAGCACUCUGAGCUGCAGACCUUCAGGACAAUGGACAGCAGUAACUCCAGCGUGCAGAGCUGUCAAAUGCUCAGAACUGCACAUUACUAAGCCAGUAAUGAUGAAUUGCUCCAACCUCUGGGGUGAUUUCAGCUAUGGAGCAACCUGCACCUUCCAUUGUCCAGAGGGUCAGUUACUUAAUGGCUCAGCAAGAACAGCAUGCCAAGGGAAUGGCCUUUGGUCGACUACCGUGCCAACCUGCCAAGCAGGACCACUGACUGUCCAGCAAGCCCUGACUUACUUCGGUGGGGCUGUGGCCUCUGCCACAGGUCUGGCAAUAGGAGGGACACUCCUGGCUCUGCUAAGAAAGCGUUUCAAACAAAAAGAUGAUGGGAAAUGCCCCUUGAAUCCUCAAAGCCACCUAGGAACAUACGGAGUUUUUACAAAUGCUGCAUUUGACCCGAGCAGUUAGGAGAUCUGUCCUUCUCUUGGUCACCUCAUUCAAGCUCCACAGAAUCUUGUUUGUAAACAUUAAGCCUCCUGCUAGUCUUGACUCAACUGCAGUACGUUGGCUGAAGUUUUCAAUAAAUACUUGUGAAUAAAAGACAUGGAAUUUCCUUAGAUUAGCCCUGGACCAGAGCAGGAUUGUCCCACAAUCCCAAACUCUCCACCCACCACCCCUUCCUGCUCCACCUCUCUUUUUCCUCCAGUGCAAGCCACAGAGGCCAGGAGCCAAUGUUUCUGCAGUGGUCUGUGGGUUUCCACUUGGCUGUCACUUGAAAAUAACAGUUAGCCAAAGAGACUAGAGCAUCUGACUCACAAGAAGACCAGACUGUGGAGAAAUAAAAAUGCCUCUUUAUUUUUGUAUUGAAAGAAGGUUUUCUCUACUGUGUCAGAAGAUGGAUGACAGCUCUUACUUGAGAGAAUUCCUACAGAAACUUUGGGGUUUCCAGUGGUUGCUGGUUGCUGUUUACAAGGCUUCCAGAGAGGCCUCUGAAUGACACCAGAAGACCAAGAAUCAAGACAGGAGGCCAUGUCACUGCAGACCUUCCUGUCACCAGUCAGGCUCCCUCAAAGGACCCAAAGACCAAUAUUCAAAAUGUGUAAUUAAAAAGA
This is a messenger RNA of Nycticebus coucang (slow loris), 3193 nucleotides long. RefSeq names its product selectin P (gene SELP). Gene Ontology annotation, cellular component: external side of plasma membrane; membrane. Gene Ontology annotation, biological process: heterophilic cell-cell adhesion; response to cytokine; leukocyte tethering or rolling. The record is from RefSeq and is a predicted model, not a curated record. The transcript has 17 exons. Gene Ontology annotation, molecular function: oligosaccharide binding; sialic acid binding. The coding region runs from base 57 to 2549 and encodes 830 amino acids. Lineage: Eukaryota; Metazoa; Chordata; Mammalia; Primates; Lorisidae.